Cercospora beticola is the source of this 1701-nucleotide messenger RNA. Its product is annotated as amidase. The record is from RefSeq and is a predicted model, not a curated record. Gene Ontology annotation, molecular function: catalytic activity. Lineage: Eukaryota; Fungi; Ascomycota; Dothideomycetes; Mycosphaerellales; Mycosphaerellaceae.
CAAGCGAUCACUGCAAUUGAUCGGAGAGCUGAGGUCUUGAUGCUAGUCGUCCGAGUCUCUCCUAUGGAACCGCUGCCUCAGCGAGCUGAUGCAAUAUGACUAAGAUGUCAGUUCCGACACAGAGGCUGAAAGUCACAACUUAUCCCUAGUGCCAAUCAUAACUCCGUUGCACUUGUUUUGGGGACUGCGUCUCGCAGACACAAAGACAAAGCUCGGCAAUCUCAUGUUCGCAAUUGUCGUCAAUAAGGAGGCACCAUGAGCGGUGAACUUUGGCGACUGACGGCCACUGAGAUUCUCUCCAAGAUCCGCGCCGGGGAGUGCACAGUUCAAGAGUAUGCUCGCUCGCUCUUGCAGCGCAUCGAAGCGAGAGAUGAUGCUGUCCAAGCAUGGGCAUAUAUAGACCCCCAGUCAGUGAUCGAGCAAGCAGAAGCACUCGAUGCUAUCCCUCCGCAUGAGCGUGGUUCAUUGCACGGCGUAGCGAUAGCAGUCAAAGAUGUGAUCUUCACCAAAGACAUGCCAACACAAUUCAACUCCGCAAUCUACGACAACGACGCUCCCCAACUCGACGCCGGCUCCGUGGCCAUCCUUCGAAAAGCAGGCGCCUUGAUCUUCGGCAAGACAACAACCACGGAAUUCGCUGCAACCACGACCGGACCAAAGACAAGAAAUCCUCACGACCCGAAUCGAACUCCAGGAGGUUCCUCAUCAGGUUCUGGUGCCGCAGUAGGCGACUUCCAAGUCCCCAUCGCACUCGGCACCCAGACCGGCGGUAGCACCAUUCGUCCUGGCUCAUACAAUAGCAUCUACGCCUUCAAGCCAACCUGGAACGCCAUCACUCGCGAAGGCCAGAAAAUCUACUCGUUGAUCCUCGAUACCCUAGGUCUCUACGCACGUAGCAUAGAAGACCUAGAACUCCUCGCAGAAGUCUUCGCCAUCCACGAUGAUACUCCACCUCCUCGGGACUUCGCCAUCAAAGGAUCAGAGUUCGCCAUCCUGAAAACCAUGAUCUGGUCAAAGAUCGGACCAGGAAGUGCCGCCGCAAUGGAGAAAGCCGUCUCUCUACUUCGUGCCCAAGAUGCCGAAGUAGAAGAAAUCGAACUUCCAGAGCACUUGAACGACCUGCCCGCUUGGCACGACAUCGUACUCAGAUCUGAUGGCCGGCCAGCAUUCCUACCAGAGUACACCAUAGCCAAAGACCGAUUGUCAGAUGAACUCUACGGGCACGUCGAGAAUCGCGAGAAAAUCUCGCAUGAAGCGCAAUUAGAAGCCUUUGAUAAAAUCUCAGCUGCCAGGCCAGUGGUUGAUGAGAUUCUCAGUCGAUACGCUGCAGUUCUGACUCCGAGUGUGCCAGAUGAAGCGCCGUUAGGAAUCGAGAAAACCGGAAGUGCUGCGUUUUGUUUGAUAUGGACCGCGCUCCAUGUUCCGGUAACCAAUGUUCCAGGUUUCAAAGGCGAGAAUGGUAUGCCUAUCGGUAUCUCUCUUGUCGCGCCUCGCUACCACGACAGACAUCUCCUCGCGGUCAGCACAAAGGUCGGCGAAGUUUUCGAAGCCGAGGGAGGCUGGAAAAGAGCACUGGAGCCUUCCUCAAAGCUUUGAGCGAGAACAAAAGGCAAGAGAUAGAAAGAAGGUCAGAUUGUCGCGUGUCACGAACGAAUCGUGCCAAGCGGACAACUAUUGUUGCUAGCGCGCUACGUCAGCCCA